Chenopodium quinoa (quinoa) is the source of this 5383-nucleotide messenger RNA. RefSeq lists its product as uncharacterized. Bases 1741 to 3840 code for a protein of 699 amino acids. The record is from RefSeq and is a predicted model, not a curated record. Lineage: Eukaryota; Viridiplantae; Streptophyta; Magnoliopsida; Caryophyllales; Amaranthaceae. The transcript is spliced from 11 exons.
UACACAUUUACACAACUAACCCGCUGAAAUUAAAAUUUCACCAAAAUUUUUAAUCUAAUAUCCCGGGAAACUGUACCCCAUGUUCGUCCUUACUGCACUAUCAGCUCCCAGUACGGUUUUGUUAAGCAGUUGCCAAUAACACCUUAUUCGCCGCUCAGAUUUGUUGCCUAAAAACUUUGAAUCUUCACAAAAAAAUCCCUAAUUUCUUGAUUUCAGUUAGCAUAUAAUCAUCUCAGCCCACUUCUUACUUUACCUCUUCAAUUUUGUUUUUUUCAAUAUAUUUGAAGCGUAUAGUAUGAUGUGAAUUGCAGAUUGCUUUAAUACUCUUCAUAAUUUGCCAAAAAAGUUCUCUUAAUUUAGUUUUGGGGUUAAUUUGUAUUGCGAGUUUUGAUUCAUCGUUUCUAUUGUUUGUUGGAGAAAAUUUAUCAAGAUUCAGCCCAAAGAUCUCGUCAUCUGAGGAGAAGCUGUGGUAUUUGAAGUGCAAAGAAGUGGAAAAUCAGAAGCUAAAAAGGCGGAGAAACGGCUUCAAGAAUUGGAGCAUUCAUCCUUUUGGAUUCUUUUGGUCACUGCAUGCUUAGUUUAGAAGACUCUUGAAGACAGCUAUACCAAGAUAUGGAUACAAGUUGGAUAGAACUUCCACGAUGCCACACUCAAUAUGUCAAAGGUUGUAUGCAAUUCAUUAACUUUGCUAAGGUAGCUCAGGUAGAAGGAAAAGGAAAGAUUCGGUGUCCAUGUAAGACAUGUAAAGUGGAUAAAUGGCUUUGUGUAAAUGAUGUAGAAAGACAUAUCUUGUUUAACGGGUUUUAUAAAUCAUACAAGAAAUGGAUUUUUCAUGGUCAAGGGGAUUUGCUUCAGCGUAUGAUUGGGUGUGAUGGAGGUAGUACUAGCUAAGGAUCCCCACUAGAUCAAACAAGGUUUGGAGGUCGAGAUGAUAUGGGAGGCCUAUUGAGAUCUGCUUUUAGUUUUGAAAAACCCUCAAAUGACCUAACCUUUGAACCACAUGAAAAUAAUGAAAAUGACGAGUAUCUUGAAGACCCUGUCUUUUAUGAAGAGGAGAUUGAUUUAGAAUUUUCAACAACGCAAGAUGAAGCUAAGUAUAAGAAAUUACUUGAUGUUUCCGAUGAGAAAUUGUAUGACGGGUGUACUAAAUUUUCCAAACUGUCUUUUCUUUUACACCUUUUUCACAUAAAAUGUAUGAGCCAUUGGUCUGCUGAAUCCUUUAAUAUGCUACUCGAGCUUCUCAUAGACGCAUUUCCCCAAAUACUUGAGUUCCCCUCAUCUUAUUAUCAAAGUAAGAGAAUAAUAAAAGACCUUGGCCUUGGGUAUGAGAAGAUUGAUGCUUGUCCAAAUAACUGUAUGUUGUAUUGGGGUGAUUAUUCAAAGAAAGACAAGUGUCAUGUUUGUGGUACAUCAAGAUGGAAGAAAAAUAAGGGUAGAAAUGAUAAUGUCAGAGAUCAAGAUAAGACUGUUUCUACGAGUGGUGAGCCAACUAAGGUAAUGCGUUACUUUCCUCUUAUCCCUAGACUGAAGAGAAUUUACAUGUCCUCAAAAACAGUAGAAGAUAUGAGAUGGCAUUAUACUCAUAAUGAUAAAUUGAAUGAUGUUGAUAAGAAGAUGUUAAGGCACCCUUCAGAUGCAUUAGCUUGGAAAUCAUUUGAUCAACGUUAUGAGGAUUUUGCCUCGGAUCCUCGUAGUGUUUGAUUAGGACUUGCAAGUGAUGGGUUUAAUCCAUAUCGUUUGAUGAACACGACUUAUAGUACAUGGCCUGUGGUGUUGAUUCCCUAUAAUCUUCCACCGUGGUUAUGUAUGAAACCAUCUUCAUUCAUGUUGUCUAUUAUCAUUCCCGGUAAAACAAGUCCCGGAAUUGACAUCGAUGUGUAUUUGCAGCCACUAGUUCAUGAAUUGAAAUUGUUAUGGAGUGGGGUUGAUGCUUUUGAUGCUUAUGAUGGAGAGAAAUUUAAAUUGCGAGCCGCUUUGCUUUGGACUAUUAAUGACUUUCCUGGUUAUGCAAUGCUCUCCGGUCUGAGCACCAAAGGCUAUAUGGCAUGCCCUAUAUGCAUUGAUUCAACUCCUUCUGAAAAAUUUGGGAGUAAGACUUGUUAUUGUGGGUAUCGAAAAUGGCUUCCAUCAUGUCAUCCAUAUCGAUUUGAGAGUGACAGUUUUAACGGAAGAGAAGAGCAUGGUGAAGCUCCACCUCGGCCUAGUGGGACUGACAUAUUGGGGCUACAAGAAAAGGUUGGGUAUGUUUAUGGGAAGGCAUCAAAAAGAAAGAGAGGUAACGAGAGUAACAAUGAAGAAGAUGUUGUCAUUGGUACCAAGAGAAGCAUAUUUUAUAAUUUAGAGUAUUGGGAACAUAAUUUGUUGAGGCAUAAUCUAGAUGUAAUGCACAUAGAAAAAAAUGUGUGUGACAAUAUUUUAAAUACUCUCUUAAAUACCGAUAAAAGCAGAGAUAAGAAGGAUGAUCGAGAUGCCCUUCAAGGAUGUGGCAUAAAGCCACAUCUUUGGGUUCAAGAUAAUCAUAUGCCUUCAACUUCUUAUUCUAUGUCUGUAGAGGAGAAAGAGAGGUUCUUAAAAGUUUUACAAAAACUCAGAGUCCCUGAUGGCUAUGGAUCUAACCUUUCUAGAUGCGUGAACAUGAAGCAAAGAAGGUUGAUUAACCUUAAGAGCCAUGACAACCAUGUUUUGAUGCAAGAUAUCCUUCCCGUCGCAUUAAGAGCUUCUAAUGCAACAAAAGUAAUUGAUUUGCUUGCAAAAUUGUCUUACUUUUUCAAGCAAUUAUGCUCCACUGCUAUUGAUCCUGAUGAUCUAGAUGCUCUUCAAGAAGGAAUUGUAUUAACCCUUUGUGAGUUGGAAAUGGAGUUUUUGCCUUCAUUUUUCACAAUCAUGGUUCAUUUGCUAAUUCACUUAGUGGAAGAGGUUAAACUCGAUGGGCCAGUACAGUACAGAUGGAUGUAUCCCAUUGAGAGGUACUUGGCCCAUCUAAAGUCACAUGUAGCUAAUAAAGCCCAACCUGAUGGGUCAAUUGCAGAAGGCUACCUUUUAGAGGAGACCAUUAGGUUUUGUUCAAGAUAUCUUGAAGGUGUUAAGACCGUCUUUAACAAACCUAAACGAAUUGAUGAUGAUAGUCCCAAUUCUGGAAAAUGCUUGUGUAAUUCUGGCGGUCGAGUAAUUGGGAAAGAAGUCAAUUUCCGUCUAGAUGACAAAAGCCUAAAACAAGCUCAUCGUUAUGUUUUACUGCAUCAUUCUGAUGAAAUUCAAGAUCUUCUCGAAGAAUUUUUAAAUCUAAAGCGACAAAUGAAUACACAUAACCCAAUCACUGAAAGUGAUGAAAGUGAUUGGAUCAUCAACGAGUUUGGAGAGUGGUUGCGAAGUCAGGUACACUCAAUAGAUGAAUCCACCGAAGAUGGGAAACUUAGAAAAAUUCUGGCAGGGGGAUUGAAUUGUUAUGGUAGAAAAAUGAAGGGCUUUAUGAUCAAUGGGUAUAAAUUUCAGAUCAUGGACCGUGAUAGCCGUUUGACUUCCCAAAAUUCUGGAAUCAUGGUUGAAGCAGAUGGAGAAGCAUACUAUGGGAAAGUGAAGGAUAUAUAUGAAUUGGACUAUUAUGGGACUUACAAAGCUAUAUUGUUUCAUUGUGUUUGGGUAGACAUACAUAGGGGUGUUAAAUCAGAUCAAAAUGGCUCUAUAUGUGUUAAUUUCUCUAAGUUGAUGCAUUCAGGAAGAAAUUUGCAAGAUGAUCCUUUUAUUUUCUCAUCUCAAGUAAAACAGGUUUUCUACAUUGAAGAUGAGAUACGAAAAGGUGUAGAACUUCCUGUCAAAAAGAGAGAGAACGAAGAGGUUUAAUUAGGUGCCUCAUAAUGAGUUGCAGAAGUAAAAGAACUGCUUUACCCCCUGGCGAGGCUCAAUUUCUUUAAAUAAGCAGCCCACUUCGACAUCCUUACAGUCUAAGUCCAGCCAUAUUGCAGUGUCACAAUCCAACUUUUCAGAGUCUUCUAACCAAUCCACCCAAUGGGGACCAUUUAGCCCUCCAACACUUGGAAGAUCACAAACGUUUGGGCACAUAUCGCAACCAAACAAAUCUUCUAUUAAUGCAUCAAAACCCACAUCUACAUCAUCUUCAUCUGUAGCUGCUGCAUCAGAAGCAGGUAUGCCAACUAUAAUGCCAUCAAACUCCCAACAAAAGAUGUCAUCAAAACCUCCUUUAACCCCAUCACAACCUAGAUCGUAUCCUAUGUUACAAUCUGUAACACCACAAACAUCACAACUCCCUCUUAAAGAAACACUACAGCCUCACAAAGGAACAAUUCAACCUACUAAACCAUCAAAGCAUCAUAAGGCUACAGAGCAUCCGACUAUUCCACCUUUUACUAAGCUAAAACUGGUGCACUUCCGUCACAAGAAACAACACAAGUCCCUCAUAAAGAAACAACUCAGCCGACUAAAGCAUCAAAGCAACCUCAAAAAGCUACCGAACAUCCGAGUAAACAACCUUUUCCUGGAGCUAAAACAGGUGCACUGCCGGUGGGAGCUUCACAAUAACCUAUUGUCUCUUCUUUGACUGGAGCUAAAUCCCAAUUAGAAAGAAGAGUUGUUUCACCCCUGGAAGCUAUGCAACAAACUCAAAAGAAGCAUCCUAUGACGUCUUCUAAUUUUGGAGGUGAACCCUUGACACAACCUCAAAUGAAUACAACUUGUUCAACGGGACUCCAAAAGGAUAAGUCUCCUGCAUAUAUUCAUGCUGAAAGCAACAAGAGGUUAAAUUUUGACUCUGACGAACCUGAAUCUCAAUCAGAGAGUGAAGAAGAGUUGCAUGAGUCAGGUGGAGUGGACAGUGGUGUGAAAAGAACAAAAUUUAGACGCCGAAGUAUUGUGAAAAAUUGGCCAGAGCAUGUCAAGUUUGAUGAGGAAGAAGAGGUUGUGGCAUUUGAUGUUGAUGGAACACGACACCUUGUGAAGGGUUCUGUUCAGCCUCGAGAUGUGUGGAAUGAUGCACCAAGAUUUAGGUACUUCGCCCAAUUUAAUGAAUUCAACCAACCUCUUCACAAAGGUGGCUCCAUCCUUGUGAGUUUCUUAGGAGACAUUGCUAAACGAGAAGAAUUUUGUCCCGUGGGAAUUUGAAAUUGGCAUAAGUUGAGCUCGAAUAUGAGAGGCAAUAUUGUUAACCUUGUUCGGGCACAUUUUCUGUUACCCGAUGGAAAGGAAAUGAGGAAUGCUAUUUUGAAGCGUAUUGGCAAAGCAUGGAAAAAUCAUAGAUAUGCAUUAAAGAAGGAUUAUUUUGAUUCCGUGGAAAAAACGCGUGAGCAAAAUUAUGCUAGUAUACUUGAUGGAAUCACAACUCAAAAUUGGAGUUUUCUGGUUGAUUAUUGGCUUUCAUCGGACGCCAAGG